This is a messenger RNA of Aplysia californica (California sea hare), 4053 nucleotides long. RefSeq names its product potassium voltage-gated channel subfamily H member 1. The transcript has 10 exons. Lineage: Eukaryota; Metazoa; Mollusca; Gastropoda; Aplysiida; Aplysiidae. Gene Ontology annotation, molecular function: voltage-gated potassium channel activity. The annotation marks the transcript as partial. Gene Ontology annotation, biological process: potassium ion transmembrane transport; regulation of membrane potential. Gene Ontology annotation, cellular component: membrane. The record is from RefSeq and is a predicted model, not a curated record.
ACAAACAACUAAGGAUUGCUGUUCUACUCUGUCCUCCAGGUACACCACUAUGGCUGCUGUUGCACGUGGCGCCCAUCAAGAACGAGAAGGACCAAGUGGUCCUUUUUCUGUGCACCUUCAAGGACAUCACGGCUCUCAAACAGCCAAUCGACGACGAGGCCGGAAAAGGUCUCAGCAAGUUUGCUCGUCUAGCUCGGUCGGUGACACGAAACCGCUCCACACUUCUCCAGUUUUCCUCCCACCAGCCCAGUACAAAGUUCGACAACUCCAGGCCCUCACACCUGGCAAACAUGAUGAAUCUGAGUACAGAUGUACUGCCACAGUACCGUCUAGAGGCUCCCAAGACACCCCCUCACAUCAUACUCCACUACUGCCUCUUCAAGACCAUCUGGGAUUGGAUCAUUUUGAUUCUCACGUUCUACACAGCCAUAAUGGUUCCUUACAACGCUGCUUUUAAGGUGAAGACCAUGGACCAGUUACCUCUGCUGGUCAUCGACAGCAUGGUGGACGUCGUGUUCUUUGUGGACAUCGUGCUCAACUUCCACACCACGUUCGUGGGUCCCAGUGGUGAGGUCAUCUCUGACCCAAGGGUCAUACGAAUGAAUUACCUCAAAAGCUGGUUCGUGAUAGACCUUCUCUCAUGUCUCCCAUAUGAUGUCUUCAACGCAUUCCAGUAUGUUGACGAUGGAAUCAGCACGUUAUUCAGCGCCCUCAAGGUGGUCAGAUUACUCCGACUGGGUCGUGUUGUCAGAAAACUUGACCACUACCUCGAGUACGGGGCUGCCAUGCUGGUUCUUCUCAUUCUCGUCUUCAUCCUCUUCGCCCAUUGGUUCGCUUGCAUCUGGUACAGCAUCGGGUGGGCAGAGCUGAUCAGCGGUGUGGAAUAUGGUUGGCUGCCUGAGCUAGCCAAUGUGACUAAGGAGCCGUUUGUCGCUGCAAACACGAGUGCCAGUGACGACCGUUUGGGUGGACCCAGCAAAGAGAUGCGGUACCUAACGGCCCUUUACUUCACGCUGUCGUGCAUGACUGGCGUGGGCUUUGGUAACGUGGCAGCCAACACACAGACGGAAAAGCUCUUUUCUGUCUUCAUGAUGAUCAUUGGAUCUCUGCUCUACGCUACAAUCUUCAGUAACGUGACUACGAUAUUCCAACAGUUCUACUCCAGCUUUGCUCGAUACCAUGACAUGCUGAACAGCGUGAGGGAGUUUAUGAAACUUCACGAUGUUCCAAAGUCACUCAGCGAGAGAGUCAUGGACUACAUUGUAUCCACCUGGGCCAUCACGAAGGGCAUCGAUGCAGCAAAGGUCUUGAACUACUGCCCCAAAGACAUGAAGGCUGACCUGUGCGUACAUCUAAACCGGAAGGUAUUUCUGGAGCAUCCUGCCUUCCGGUUAGCCAGCGACGGUUGUCUCCGUGCUCUGGCCAUGCACUUCAACAUGACACACAGUGCACCGGGUGACCUCAUCUUCCAUCAGGGCGAGAGUCUGGAUGCUCUCUGCUUUGUCGUUUCCGGGUCACUCGAGGUCAUACAGGACGAGGAGGUGGUGGCUAUACUCAGUAAGGGAGAUGUGUUCGGAGAUAAUUUCUGGAAAGAGCAAUCGAUUGGUCAGUCCACUGCCAACGUCAGGGCCCUCACCUACUGUGAUCUCCACGCCAUCAAAAGAGAUCGUCUUCUGGAAGUGUUGGAUUUUUACCAUGCGUUCGCAAACUCUUUCGCUCGCAACCUAACCCUGACGUACAAUCUACGCCACAGGCUUAUCUUUCGUAAGGUAGCCGAUGUCAAGAAGGAAAAGGAACUAGCAGAAAAGCGGAAGAACGACCCUCCUCUGGACCUUGCGAACGACCACCCAGUGCGGAAGCUCAUAUCCCGCUUCCGGAAAAUUAGUGACACGAAACAUGACGUCAAGCAGCAGAAUUCUCAUGACGCGGAGCGCGGCAGUUCUUCCUCCAUGGCAGUUCAGGAGGAGGAAAGCACCACUCCGAGUGAAACACCAAAAGCCGGCGGGGCGCGGAUUAUCACCGUUUCGGAAAGCCCCAACGUGGAAACAGGCAAAGUGGCUCCCCGUUUAGGGGGAGGGGCUUCGAGAUGGGGCAGGUUUCUGGGCGGAGCGACCAGCGGAAGUAGUUCAACGGAUUCUGCGAACGACGGUAAGGGAGGAGAUAAAGCGAUACCUUUAAACGAUUUGUCUCCGAAAAUCGAAACUCGUUCCGGCGAAGCUCCGAAAAUCACGACCAAGCCAAUGGCGAAAUGGGGUCGCUUUCUUGCUAAAGCUCAAGAGCCCAUAGAAGAAUCCCCGGAGGAAGAUCCCAAGUCAACCAAUCUCAAAAAGACAGAUUCCACAGAUAGUGGUAUUUUGAGAAGCAACAACAAACUGGAUCAGAUCGGGGAGGAGAUGCUGGGCUUAGAUGGGCAUCACCUUCUCCAUCAUCACCACCAUCACCAUCCACAUUCCCUCCAAACCACCCUCAACAUCAACACCAUGAAUAACCUAACGCGGGAGACCCUCAGCAACAGCAGCAACAGCACCAACCAAUCUAUCGGAGCAGCAGCCAGCACCAGUAUGCCAGCCACCGUCUCCGGGGGCCUGUCAGCUGCUGAGCAGCACAUGUUGACUUCAUUAUACGACAUUCGGUUGGAAAUCAAGGAGGAAAUCGACAGUCUGAGGCAAAAAAUGAACAGAAUAGACGAGCAUAUCUCAGAGGUCCUCCGCUUUUUCUCUCCCGUCUCCACUCCGUGUUCCUCAGUGUCCACGUACCCUAGCUCUAAAUUCAACUCUCCUCAAAACGUCACCACUUCCAACAGCGCUGAUGCUUCACCCAAGAAUUCCGUUUCCUCCUCACCACGCCACGAAGAGGCUGGAGGGGGUGAAAGUUCAAAUCUCACCACAGGUGAAGUCACGCCCAUGAACAUAUCUACCGAAGCCAGCGGUGGGGAAGAGCAGCCAGUCCUGCGGAGUCGACCAACGCAAAACCCUCCGGAGCAAAUCGCGGCUCCACAAGAAAGUACGAGCAGGAAGAAAAGUGGAAAUGGUAACAGUGGGAAGAAGAGUAACAGGGGGAAUGGUGAGUCGUCUUCAAGCAGCAGAAGGUCUUCGAAAUCUUCAAACAGUAGUAACGAGAGUCACAAACAAUCCUCGGGCACCCCAGAGCCAGUGCCAGGCCGUGUGCACGGAUCGACGCAGGUCGAUGUACCGGAAGAGGAAGAGGAACUCUCAUUCCCCAACGACCAUGACCCUGACAGAUUGUGAGUCAGGCUCAUCCCUACUCGAUUUGUUUUGUAAAUAUUGUUAUGAUCAGAAAAUAUUCUGAGAGAAUAAUGGCCUGAAAGUGAUCCUGUUUCUUCGACAAAGCGUUUUCAUAAAACUGUGAUGUUUACAUAACUUUUCAACCACAUUUUAUUCCAUUGCAUUCUCCCAAUCAAAUUACUGUUGUAUACCUGUUUCUAUUUAUGACACGUAGUACAUACUUCAAGCCCACCUGCAGUUUAAGUCUGUUAUCUGAUCGCUAAUGAACAUUUCUUAAUUCUUAAAGCCUUGCAUUUAUGUAUUCUUCAUGUUUUGUACAUACCAGCAUGACGAUUAACAUUCCUAAUUGAGAUGUGUGUUUCAUGAGUUUUUUAAAAGGUUCGUGACAUUUUACCUCAGUGGAGUCGUCAAUUUUUCUUACUUAACUUUAAACAAUUCGGUAGGUCAUAGAGCACAAGGACACUUCCUCUGAUCUUUAAGAGAUUAUUUUACUGAACAAUGUCUAUGUUUAAUAUGUUUGUUCUUUUUCUCCUGAUGCCAUUGUAUCUAUCACUCCAGUGAUGAUCGUUGAUGGCAUAUCAAAGACUCAAAAAAAACCCACAAUUUUGUAUAAUUCUAUUCUCGAUUAAUGUUUUCGCCUUGCUGUUAUAAGGUCUUGUUCAUAAUGAGAAGAAAAUGUCUACACAGAACACUGGGCACGAAGAGAAAGACGCACUGGAAAAAUAAACUACUGUCCAGGGGAUAUACAGGUAUUAUAUACAACACACACACACACACACACACACUCACACACACAAACACACACACA